CCAAGGCCCAAGGAGGAGACGUGAAGGAUGAGGAAGAAGAUCGAGGGCUGCCUGCAGCUCAUCAUCGGGCCCAUGUUCAGCGGCAAGAGCACGGAGCUCAUCCGCCGCAUCCACCGCUACCAGCACACCAAGCUCGAGUGCCUCGUGGUCAAGUACCUCUUCGACACGCGCCACUCGGAGGAGUUGCUGUCGACCCACGACAAGGUGUUCGUGGAGGCCAUGCCCGUGCAGACGCUGGCGGAGGUGCGGCCGUUCCUGGACCAGUUCGACGUGAUCGGCAUCGACGAGGGGCAGUUCUACCCGGACUUGGUCGACUUCUGCCAGGACGCGGCGAACAGGGGCAAGGUGGUGGUCGUCGCGGCGCUGGACGCGACGUUCGAGCGCAAAGCGUUCGACAACGUGGUGGAGCUGAUCCCGACGGCGGAGCAAGUCAUCAAACUCAAUGCCAUUUGCUCGUCGUGUGGCCAUGAUGCAGCUUUUACUCGCCGACUUGUGGCGGACAAGACGCUUGAGCUCAUCGGAGGCAUCGAAUUAUACCAGCCGCGUUGCCGCCAGUGCUUCAGCCUGGAUUAAAAAGUGCCCACCAGUAUUCUAUAGACGCCAUGCCAUGCAUUUACUUCGAAGUACAUGUUUGUUCCCCGUGGGCCGCGUAUGCAAGUCUGUUUGUCUGCUUCGCAAACAAUACUUAGUGCACGAGUCCAAAUACUACUGUACACG
Messenger RNA from Phytophthora sojae, 717 nucleotides. RefSeq lists its product as hypothetical. Gene Ontology annotation, molecular function: thymidine kinase activity; ATP binding. Bases 28 to 573 code for a protein of 181 amino acids. The transcript is spliced from 6 exons. NCBI's taxonomy places the organism in Eukaryota, Oomycota, Peronosporomycetes, Peronosporales, Peronosporaceae. The record is from RefSeq and is a predicted model, not a curated record. Gene Ontology annotation, biological process: thymidine metabolic process.